GGCUGGCGCAGCCGCCCCGGCUGCCCACAGAAGCAGCUUUUAUGAUGUUCCAUUGUGGGACUAGAUUAUGAGUGCCAACAAGAAUACCCGCUACAAUCGUUUCUCCAGCAGUAACUCUCCAACAGUAACCCUCCCAGAAAACACUAACGGGACAAGAAUGGAAACUACUUUUGGAUCUACGUAUUCUGCGGUGACCACCAUCACCAAAGCAGACGGAAGCAGUACGUUCAAACAGCAUCGCCCGACGCCAUCCUCCUCAAGUACGCUCACCUAUUCCCCCCGUGACGAGGAUGAUGGCAUGCCGCCAAUCACCCGUCGGUCUGACUCUGCCAUCUCCGUUCGCUCAUUGCAUUCGGAGUCCAACAUGUCCCUGCGCUCAACAUUCUCUCUCCAUGAGGAAGAGGAGGAGCCAGAGCCUCUGGUGUUUGCCGAGCAGCCUUCUGUGAAACUCUGUUGCCAGUUGUGUUGCAGCGUGUUUAAAGAUCCCGUGAUCACGACCUGUGGGCACACAUUUUGCAGGAGAUGUGCCUUAACCUCUGAGAAGUGCCCAGUGGACAAUGCCAAACUGACGGUGGUGGUCAACAACAUUGCAGUGGCUGAACAAAUUGGGGAGCUCUUCAUUCACUGCAAGUACGGCUGCCGGUCCACCGUGAGUGGCAAACCUUCAGCCUUUGAGGUGGACCCCCAUGGGUGCCCCUUCACCAUUAAACUGAGUGCCAGGAAGGACCAUGAAGGCAGCUGUGACUACCGGCCAGUGCGCUGCCCCAACAAUCCCAGUUGCCCUCCGUUGCUCAAGAUGAACCUGGAGGCACAUCUCAAGGAGUGUGAGCACAUCAAGUGCCCUCAUUCCAAAUACGGGUGUACAUUCAUAGGAAACCAGGAUACAUAUGAGACUCACCUGGAAAUGUGCAAAUUUGAGGGCCUGAAGGAGUUCCUCCAGCAAACAGAUGACCGCUUCCACGAGAUGCAAGUGGCAAUGGCUCAGAAGGACCAGGAGAUUGCCUUCCUGCGCUCCAUGCUGGGCAAGCUUUCAGAGAAGAUAGACCAGCUGGAGAAGAAUUUGGAACUGAAGUUUGAUGUACUGGAUGAGAACCAGAGCAAGCUGAGUGAAGAUCUGAUGGAGUUCCGGCGGGAUGCCUCCAUGCUCAAUGAUGAACUGUCUCAUAUCAAUGCCCGGCUGAACAUGGGGAUUCUGGGCUCCUAUGACCCUCAGCAGAUUUUCAAGUGCAAAGGCACUUUUGUUGGUCACCAGGGCCCUGUCUGGUGCCUCUGUGUCUAUUCCAUCGGUGACCUUCUCUUCAGUGGCUCUUCUGACAAAACUAUCAAGGUGUGGGAUACCUGUACCACUUACAAGUGCCAAAAGACCUUGGAAGGUCAUGAUGGGAUUGUCCUGGCGCUCUGCAUCCAGGGGAACAAACUGUAUAGCGGCUCUGCCGAUUGCACCAUUAUUGUUUGGGAUAUUCAGACUUUGCAGAAAGUCAACACCAUCCGUGCGCAUGACAACCCUGUGUGCACUCUUGUCUCCUCGCACAACAUGCUCUUCAGCGGCUCAUUGAAAGCCAUUAAGGUUUGGGACAUUGUAGGCACUGAGCUGAAAUUGAAAAAGGAGCUGACAGGCCUCAAUCACUGGGUCCGUGCGCUUGUGGCGUCCCAGAAUCACCUGUACAGUGGCUCCUACCAAACUAUUAAGAUCUGGGACAUCCGGAACCUGGAAUGUGUACAUGUCCUGCAGACGUCUGGGGGCAGCGUCUAUUCCAUUGCGGUCACCAACCAUCACAUCGUCUGCGGCACUUACGAAAAUCUCAUUCACGUGUGGGAUAUUGAGUCAAAAGAGCAGGUUCGCACUCUAACGGGACACGUGGGCACCGUGUACGCUCUGGCAGUCAUCUCUACGCCGGACCAAACCAAAGUCUUCAGCGCUUCGUAUGAUCGGUCAUUGCGGGUAUGGAGUAUGGACAAUAUGAUCUGCACCCAGACACUCCUGCGACACCAGGGCAGCGUCACAGCACUGGCUGUUUCCAGGGGCCGCUUGUUCUCGGGGGCCGUCGACAGCACCGUAAAGGUUUGGACGUGCUAGUGAGUGCCGCCCUCCGUUUGGGACGCCAGGCUACCAAAUAUUCUUCAGCUCACCCUUGAUGUACUGUGCUCCUUCUCUCUGGGCCCUCCACUCCCCAGCAGCUGCGCGAGAGCUUUGGGCCACAUACCUCAGCACUGCCCCGUGAUGCAGCAGGCUCCUUCCCAGGGAGGACUCUUGCCAAUGAACCACCUCCAGCUCCAGUUUCUGGUCUGGCUCUUCCUGGGAGAGGAGGUUGGUGGGACGCUGUCUCAGCUGCGAGCAGUGGCAACGAAGGCCUUCCUGUUUGGCCUCUGCUCCUCAAGGAUAGGAUGGGAUUGUCUCUAACAGCAGCUUUUCUGUGAAGCCGGUUUGGCUCAGUCUGCAUGGGCACGCAGAGUACCUUGCCAAGAGGAGGACCUCUCUCUGUUCUGGUAUUUAAAUUAUUUGCUACGCUCUUUCAUUUGUGUCCACAGCCAGUGAUAAAAACCCAUUUUCCUGUCAUGUAACCAGGUACGAUUUUUAUGUCCCCACUUCAUCCUUGUUAUCAGGUAUCCUAAGGCCCCCCUCUUCAGAGCAUCACAUCAUCACGGCCUCCGUGGGAAAGGCAGGAGAGCCAACGGUUGUGUUUUUAUGGACAUUUUCUACUGUUUUUAAGAUUGUGAUAUAGAUUUGGAUUAUUUCUUCCUUACCAAUAAAAAUGGACCAUUGUUUUA
Messenger RNA from Python bivittatus (Burmese python), 2769 nucleotides. The record is from RefSeq and is a predicted model, not a curated record. NCBI's taxonomy places the organism in Eukaryota, Metazoa, Chordata, Lepidosauria, Squamata, Pythonidae.